This is a messenger RNA of Colletotrichum godetiae, 750 nucleotides long. RefSeq lists its product as uncharacterized. NCBI's taxonomy places the organism in Eukaryota, Fungi, Ascomycota, Sordariomycetes, Glomerellales, Glomerellaceae. The transcript has 2 exons. The record is from RefSeq and is a predicted model, not a curated record. The coding region runs from base 1 to 750 and encodes 249 amino acids.
AUGCUCACAUCGCGACUUCUCCAACGAACUUUUUCGGCCGCAAGCCUGAAAUGGUCGCUCGUACUUCUCCGGUUCACUGACAACCAGAAAGAGUCCCCCAGACCCAGCGAGGUCUCCGCCUUCAACGAUUCCUCCGAGAUGGAUCCCGUCCAGAACGCUAUCCGAUUCUGGUCCUUGUCCAACGCCGAAAACGAACAAUGGUUCUUACAGAUGCUGACCACCCAAUUCGAGCCUCUCAUCGACAACAUCAAUUCCGGAAGACUUCAUGGCAGCUGGGAAUGGCUCACCGACAACGCAACGCUGACUACAAGCAUCGGUCUUCCACGGUACACUGGGACAACCUUCGAAGGUAUAGAGGCAAUGAACGACUAUCUCGCUGGCCAAUACAAUUCCGAACCCCGCAUGGAGUUUGUACCACUCCUCAUAACCUAUGGCCAAGGCCACAUUGCGUGUCAUGCGUGGUAUAGGCCAAGCGAUGAGGAAGUCCUCUCCAACCAUCCCGGCCACAACCUGCUGAUCACAGCGGACCUCAACGAUCACAAGAGACUAGUGAGCAUGGAAUUCAGAGAGUACACAAUUUGGGGACAGGAGACUUAUCCUGAAAGGGUCGACAAUUGCCGGGCUUGUAGGGAGAUAGCGUCCGAGAGGAGGAGUAUACUGAUGGAAGAGGACACAGAUGAGAGCUCAGGAGAUGAAAUAGAGCUGGGGUUCUGGUCAGACCCUUUUUGGCCAGGAAACCAUAACCACUGA